CUUGUCAUCCAAACACCUCGCGCCGCCCCUUUGUUCUCGUCUCUUGCGUCCUCCUGUCAUCUUCCGCCGCUCGUCUUUUUGUCGGUCUGCCGAUCUGACACGAUGAGCGCUGGUCUCAAGCACGGCGUUGUUCCGGCCAGGAACCGGGACGGCGUCGUUCCACAGGAGCCCUCCGAGACCUCAUCGAUCGUGUUCGAAUGGCCCCUCCGCGGCCUCAAGUCCAUGUUUGACUCGUCCAAGUCCGACACUAAGUCCAAGGUGGUCAAGUCGACGCCAUUUGGCGGUGGCAAAUGGACCGUCCUCUUCUACGCGCAGAGCGGUCAUGACCAGUUUUGCUCGCUCUACCUCAACGCCGAGCCACUUCCCCAUGAGAAAGCACACCCUCUUUUGCCCCCUCUCAAUCAGAACCCAGCCACGUCUGCGACGGACUCUUCCAAGUCGUCGCGCUCGCAAGACGAAAAGUGGCAGCGCAAGGGUCUCUUUCGCUUCGUCUUUACGAUCCAGACGCUCGAAAGCAAGGAGAACCUCGGAUCCAAAGAGGCCCAUGACCACGCCUUUUCCAACAGGACCUCUAAUUGGGGAUGGGCGCAGUUCGCUAAGCGAGAGAGCGUCUACUACAAGCAGGCCGACGUCAUUAAGGACGAUGGCUUCCUCAUCACAGUCACCAUCACGGCCACGUCUGAGAAGCCCAAGCUCCUCCCACCCGUCACCCACCCGGUCCCGCCAGUCUUGAUCCAGGCCAUGGGCUCGCUCCUCGAUGAUCCCGAGCACAGCGAUGUCGUCUUCUACCUUCCACCAAGGCGCCGUCGCAUGAGGGAGCGCGGCGAGACGAGAAAGGUGUACGCCAUUCGCAAGAUUCUCGCUGCUCGCUCAGAGUACUUUCGAGACAUGUUUGAGAGCGGCUUUUGCGAGGCAGAGGCCGAGUCGUCGUCAGAGGACGAAGGCGAGAGCGAGCGACGGGCGAUGCAGAACGACGAUGCACAUCCCCACGGCUCUCACGACUCAGCCGCUCGCGCAGAUCAACAGAGACGCGCAGAUGACGGAGACAGCGCAAGCGAAAACUACGACUACGACCUCUAUCCCCACGAGGCCCUUCUCGAGGACUCUGACGAAGAGAUCGACGAGUUCUACAGCCCGAGCGUGGGUCCAGCGCUCACCUUCGAAGGGCCGACGCCCAACAAGUUGAGCCGUGGAGAGAUGCUUCCUUUUCGAAGCCCCGGCGAUCGCCCCGCCCGCUCGUCGCACUCUUCUCCAUCGCCUAUGGGCGGUGGAAGCUCUAGAGAGGAUCUCAAAGCAGGAGAGGAGGGAGAGGAAGAGGAAGAAGACGAUAAUGAAGACGGCCCUGAAGACGACUCAGUCGGAGAGGAUGAGGUGGCCUCAGUUGUUGCCGCAGUUGUCAGAGGUGCCGGCGGCAUCAACAACUACAGCAGCAGCAGCGUGACUCAGCUUCGUCGAGCCAGCAGCCGCAACACCUCUCGAGAGUCGGUCGAAGGUGUCAGGGGCACUCGGGCUACUGGCAGUCUUGGCGAAAGGAAGACGUCCAAGGAGAGCCUUGAUGGCCAAAGUGGCGCUGAAGGUGACGCCAGUGUGCCUACCUUCAAGUCCCCUCUGAGCGGCAACAGGAAGAAUCAGAGGGCCGAAGAGCCAAUGCUUUUGAAGUCAAGCAAGAAGAAGAGAGACGGCGCAUCCGAGGGUCGUAGUGACCGCCGUAAGAGGCGCAAGGUCAUCGUUCCCGAUAGCGCAUACCCGACAUUCAAGGCGCUGCUCUUUUUCCUCUACACAGACACGGUCGAGUUUGCGCCGCUCACCUCGAGCUACCUGCCCAGCAAUGUUGCAGGAGACGGCGAGGGCGAAGAUCUCCCUGCAUCCAGCUAUGCCUCUCCCAUGCGUUUCGGCUCGUCUUCGUCGUCGAGACAGCUUGCUCACACCCGUGAAGACAGCGGUGUAUUUGCCGAAGAGCUGCAAAAGGCGCACCAGAAGCGCAAGCAGGCGAUCGAGAAUUACGUCCGACGCAACCCAGGAAGGCCCACGCCCUGCUCCGCGAAAGCGAUGUACAAGCUUGCAGACAAGCUGCAGAUCCCCGACCUGAAGAAGCGUGCACAGGAGCACAUCGAGAUGAGCCUUACCGUUGGCAACAUCGUCUGGGAGGUCUUUUCUGGCUUCAAUACGCAGUACCCCGACAUUCGAAAGAUGGAGACAGACUUCCUGCUCAAGCACUGGCGCUCCGUCAAGAGGAGCACGGCCAUGAAGACGCUCUUUAGCCGUGCGAGCGCACACCCCGGCCUUGCAGAGGUGUGGCCCCACCUGCUCGCCUGCCUUGAAUACAAGGAGCCAAAGGGCGAUGAAGAAGUCGAGGAGGACUACGAGUGAUUGGUGCCUCUGACCUUGACUCGAGCGACAAGAUACGAUAGAAUCAUUUGUACAUUUCCCUUUCCAAGUCAUUAUGUGUCUUUUUACCUCUCUCAAUCAUUCACG
This is a messenger RNA of Acaromyces ingoldii, 2475 nucleotides long. RefSeq lists its product as hypothetical. Gene Ontology annotation, biological process: regulation of proteolysis; proteasome-mediated ubiquitin-dependent protein catabolic process. Gene Ontology annotation, molecular function: ubiquitin protein ligase binding. Gene Ontology annotation, cellular component: cytoplasm. The transcript has 4 exons. The record is from RefSeq and is a predicted model, not a curated record. The coding region runs from base 103 to 2370 and encodes 755 amino acids. Lineage: Eukaryota; Fungi; Basidiomycota; Exobasidiomycetes; Exobasidiales; Cryptobasidiaceae.